CUCUCCCUCUCCCUCUCCUUCUCUUCCUCCUCAUCACGCCACCAGCCACACCACAAGCGUCCGGCCUCAGAAUCGGAUCAAAGAGCAAGCAACCGGGGCCGAGAGAGAGAGACGAGAGAUUGGAGACCUGCCUCCCCUCCCACCACACUCCGUCACACGCGAGACGGAGACGCGGCGGCAGCCGAGCCCGAGCCCGAGCCCGAGGCCUUGCAUAAAAGCGCAAAAGAUCUCUCGCUCUCUUCUCCCCUAGUCCUCACCCGUGUGGCCGUGUGCCGUCUCCGCGAGCAAGUUCUCUCUUCAUCCAUCCAUCCGUCCAUCCGUCCCCCGUCUCGCUUCCUGCGGCCUGUGGGUGGCGGUUGUCGAUCAGCUUACCCUCCCCCGGCCGGCGAGCUCUCCCUGACAUGGUCGGCCGGAUGGAGCGGCAGACCGCGUCGUCGUCAGCGUCAUGCUCCCCCUCCGCCGCCGCCGCCGCCUCCUCUUCCUCCUCCUCGGUCUGCGGCGGCAAGAAGCGCCCUGAUAUCCUCAACAUGAUCCGGAAUGCAGCCUGUCUUAAUUCAUCAUCUACUGAUACCGGCAAGGGAAGGAGUAAAUUGUCAACCAACAAAGUUGCACAUGGAUUCCACCUGGUGGAAGGCAAGUCCGGCCAUGACAUGGAAGACUACCAUGUGGCAGAGUACAAGUAUGUGAAGAACCAUGAGCUUGGUCUCUUUGCCAUUUUUGAUGGCCAUUUAGGAGAUAAGGUGCCAUGUUACCUGAAAGCUAACCUUUUUAGCAACAUAAUGAAAGAGCCUCUCUUCUGGUCUAGUCCUCAAGAAGCAAUAAAGAAUGCAUACUGCUCUACAAACAAAUUUAUUCUAGAAAAUGCCAAACAACUUGGACCAGGUGGUUCAACAGCAGUUACUGCUAUUGUAGUUGAUGGUAAGGACAUGUGGAUAGCAAAUGUAGGUGACUCUCGAGCUGUUGUGUGUGAAAAAGGCGCUGCUAAUCAGCUCACUGUUGACCACGAGCCUCAUACAACUAAUGAAAGACAGAGGAUUGAAAAGCACGGUGGUUUUGUAACGACAUUUCCUGGCGAUGUUCCUCGGGUGAAUGGCCAGCUUGCUGUUGCUAGGGCAUUUGGUGACCAAAGCCUCAAGGCCCACUUGAGCUCUGAACCUGACAUUAGACAUGUACCAAUAAGCUCAAAUAUAGAGUUCGUCAUCCUUGCCAGUGAUGGAUUGUGGAAGGUAAUGAAGAACCAAGAAGCAGUCGAUCUCGUAAAGUCGAUCAAGGAUCCCCAGGCAGCAGCGAAGCGAUUGACAACUGAAGCAUUGGCAAGGAAGAGCAAGGACGAUAUCUCUUGCAUUGUCAUCCGUUUCCGCUGCUGAGUUACCCACUCUCCACGGCACUGAUCUCCGAUCUUCGCCUCAUGAUAGCGAUUGAGACAAUUUGUGUCUGUAAUCAUCUGCCUUUGCCGAAUUUUUUUUCGCUGAUAGAAUCUGCUGUACCUAUCGUAGUUGUGGACAAGUCUGGAACUAAUUAGGACAGUGAAGACUUGAGAGCUGGUUGGUGAGUGUGUGCAGUGUGCCCAUUCGCCUGUGCAUAUAUACACCAGCGUAGACUGUGCAUCCGUUGACUGGGACUUUGCGGGAGUCUGUCAGGACCUAGUGCUUGUGUGCUUGUGAUGGUAAUGGACCUAAUGGUGGCUAAGGAACUUGUUGAUAUGUAAUUUGGUUAAAUUUAGUUUUCAUGGCUCGCAUUUCGUAGGGUAGAUGCAUCUGAUUUCAAUGAAACAUAUUAGUAGUUCAGGCCAUCUUUGGAAUGAAGGAUUUUUUUCCCCUA
Messenger RNA from Sorghum bicolor (sorghum), 1821 nucleotides. RefSeq names its product probable protein phosphatase 2C 44. Gene Ontology annotation, cellular component: nucleus; cytosol. The transcript has 5 exons. The record is from RefSeq and is a predicted model, not a curated record. NCBI's taxonomy places the organism in Eukaryota, Viridiplantae, Streptophyta, Magnoliopsida, Poales, Poaceae. Bases 402 to 1367 code for a protein of 321 amino acids. Gene Ontology annotation, molecular function: protein serine/threonine phosphatase activity. Gene Ontology annotation, biological process: protein dephosphorylation.